UUAUGUAAAUUGUUAUUAUAAAUGAAUCUUAAAUUAACUUGAAAUAUGGGUAAAUGAUUUUACUUUAUUUCAUUUUUUUAUGUCAAAUAAUUUACUUUCUAACAUAAAUCGACUAAUAUUCCUCUGUGUAGCUACGAUCUUAAAACACUUGCACACGUGGGAAGAGUUCUUUUUACAUGCAAUCUGAUUUCAGAGUUCAUUCACUAGGCUUUGAAUCACAAUUAUGGCGUUUCAAUCAGCUUAACAUGACAUUUAUAUAUUGAGCCAAUUAUUUUUUAAUGUAACUGUGGGACUGGUUUUUCCAGCAGCUGGUUAUUAUUCCCAUGGGCGAAGAUUUGCCAAAUCGAAUGCAAUUAAUUGAAUUAACAAGGCGCAUCGGUUCCACACUUCAUGUGGGAUCGUUAGGAACUAUAACUGGAUCUUCAACUAGCUCUAAGUUUAUUCAUUAGUUUAGUUAUGCCACAUCUUGCCAUACUUAUAAGCGAUUCCCCGCAGGAUCUCAAACGAUCGCGCCAGCGAAAAAUGCCCGGCACCUCGUAUCCCACGAAUAACGAUAAUUUCAGCAACGGAUUUCCGAUGGCCACCACACAAAGUGAGCGUCUGUUGCAGGCUCAGAAUCGAAGAAAAUUCAGUUUUCCUGCCACCUUGCAUUCCGCCUCUCUGUUGGAAGUGGGCGGAGGCCAAAAGGAGACCACUCGGCGAAGGUUGAGCAAUGUCAGCGAUGCCGUCACCAGGAAACUAUCCUACACGAUUGGCUGGAAGGCAGCCCAGAUUCCAGCGGUGGACAUCAUUACGCAGGGUCGCUGCCUAUGUGGUCAUUAUAUCAAGCGACGCUUGAGAAGAUCGGGUUUGUUCAAUAAAAAGCUUGGACUGCAGCGUAUACGUAGCAUUCUUGGUUCCACCUCCAUGGGCAUUGUGCGAGACGUUUUUCCAGCAGUUCAAGUGCUGGGCGACGAACUGGAGCGCAUGCAUCCGCGUGUUUACAAUGGAGUAGCUCGUCAGAUUUGUCGAAAUCCGGGCGGUGAGUUCAACACUCCGGAUGCUGUGAGUUUGCUACUGGGGGCCGUGGGUCGAGAGCUUUUCCGGGUGGAGAUCACCUGGAGCAAGGUGAUCUCGUUGUUUGCCAUUGCCGGUGGACUAUCCGUUGAUUGUGUACGUCAAGGACAUCCGGAAUACCUGCCAAAGUUGAUGGAGAGCGUUUCGGAGGUGAUAGAAGAUGAGCUGGUGCCUUGGAUCAAUGAGAAUGGCGGUUGGGGCGGCAUUAAUACACAUGUCUUACCCACUACCAACAGCCUGAAUCCUUUGGAGUGGACCACUCUGGUCAUAGGCAUAGUUUUUGGCUUGAUUUUAGUUUUUAUGGUUUUGCGAUUUAUAGUUAACACGAUAGUACCGAAAAUAUACCAACGAUUUACGAAUUGAAA
Molecule: messenger RNA, 1421 nt
Organism: Drosophila gunungcola (fruit fly)
Lineage: Eukaryota; Metazoa; Arthropoda; Insecta; Diptera; Drosophilidae
Gene: Buffy
Product: bcl-2-related ovarian killer protein homolog B
Exons: 4
Coding region: 457-1419 (320 amino acids)
Biological process (GO): intrinsic apoptotic signaling pathway in response to DNA damage; regulation of apoptotic process; extrinsic apoptotic signaling pathway in absence of ligand
Cellular component (GO): mitochondrial outer membrane
Molecular function (GO): protein homodimerization activity; protein heterodimerization activity
Source: RefSeq, a predicted model, not a curated record